This is a messenger RNA of Hibiscus syriacus, 2082 nucleotides long. RefSeq names its product probable folate-biopterin transporter 2. NCBI's taxonomy places the organism in Eukaryota, Viridiplantae, Streptophyta, Magnoliopsida, Malvales, Malvaceae. The record is from RefSeq and is a predicted model, not a curated record. The transcript has 5 exons. The coding region runs from base 287 to 1768 and encodes 493 amino acids.
CCAAAGACCCUGUUUUCCAUCUGGGAAAAGAUCCCAUCCAUCAUCUGCUUGUGACCUACAUUUGUUGAUAUAUUCCCUCCUGAAGAUACUAAUGGAAAGUGUGUAAGAAAAGUUCAUAGAAUCCAUUUGAGGGAACAUCUGUUAUUGGUCAACUCGUUUUCCAAUCUUUUUUUCCCUCAUCUGGAAAUUUAUAAGGUUCAUCAUUGUUCUAGGAAUCGCAGCUAGUGUUGCUGUUGAUCGAAUAUACAUGACCAAAGUCAUUGUUGACUUUCACUAAGCUAUAUAUAUGGUGGAAGAAGAGAAUAUAGAAGAAGCCUGUAGGAAGGCUGUGGAGGAAGAUGAUGAACCCCAAGGACUAUGUUACUUGUUUUGGGGUCCAAUACACUGGUUUAAGAUGCUUGCAGUUGAAAUGCACUGGAGCUUCGUGUUUGGAGUUGUGUCCAUUUAUGGGAUAAAUCAGGGGUUCGGAGGUGCUCUUUCUCGCAUCGGAACCGAGUAUUACAUGAAGGAUGUUCAGAAGGUGCAGCCUUCCGAGGCUCAGGUUUAUUCAGGGAUUACUUCCAUCCCUUGGAUCAUCAAGCCUGUUUGGGGUCUUCUCACAGAUGUUAUUCCAAUAAUGGGGUAUCGAAGAAGACCUUAUUUUGUAUUAUCCGGUAUGCUUGGUGUUGUUUCAAUGCUUUUCAUAUCACUGAAAAGCAAGAUGCAACUGGUAUUUGCCAUCCUGACAUUAACAGCAGGAAAUGUGGCGGUAGCUGUAGCUGAUGUAACCGUUGAUGCAUGCGUGGCGCAGAAUAGCAUUACUCUUCCUUCUCGUGCAGCUGACAUGCAAAGCUUGUGCGCUUUGAGCUACUCUUUUGGAGGAUUGCUGGGGUUCUCUAUUAGUGGUGUUUUUAUACACCUGAUCGGUCCAGAGGGGGUGUUUGGAUUGCUAAUUCUCCCCGCUGCACUAGUAUCUUUAGUCGGGAUGCUGCUUUCGGAGCCCCAAGUGCCCAACUUUGCUUACAAUGAGGUAAACCGGAAAUUCCUUGAUGCUGCAAAAGCUAUGUGGACAACCUUAAAAGGCCCCGACGUUUGGAGGCCAUGUUUAUACAUGUAUUUAUCCUUGGCAGCGAGCUUGAACAUAAAUGAAGGAUUGUUUUAUUGGUACGCAGAUGCUAAGGAGGGCCCAUCUUUCUCUAAGGAGACUGUUGGCUACAUUUUCUCAAUGGGUGCCAUAGGUGCCCUCUUGGGGGCAAUACUUUACCAAAAUGUGUUGAAGAAUCAGCCCUUGAGAGACAUGCUGUUCUGGACACAAUUGCUAUUUGGUGUAGCAGGAAUGCUGGACUUGAUGUUGGUGCAACGAAUGAAUCUGAAAUUCGGCAUACCAGAUUAUCUCUUCGUCGUGAUCGGUGAAGCUGUUUCCCAAAUGAUCACACGCCUCAAAUGGAUGCCACUUCUAGUACUCAGUUCCAAGCUUUGCCCUUCAGGUAUCGAGGGCACUUUCUUUGCUUUGCUAAUGUCGAUUGAUAACUUCGGAGGUCUUUCCGCUUCCUGGGGAGGUGGAUUGUUGCUUCAUGUGUUGAAUGUUACAAGGAUAAAAUUUGAUGAUCUCUGGCUGGUCAUAUUGAUCCGAAACAUACUGAGAGUUUGUCCAAUUUGUCUGCUAUUUUUGGUACCCAAAAGUGACCCCAACUCUUUCAUUUUGAGUACCAACGAGGAGGCUGAAACUCCGGAACCGGACAACAUCGAAAUGGCAUCUCUGAUUCACAGCGUUGAUAAUGGAAGAUAGUUUGUUCAAGAAGUAACAAUUACAAAUUAACUUGGAAUAACCAGGUUGAUUGAGCUCAACUAAGGUUCCGAAGUUGUAUCUUUUCCAGGGACAGCUGCCUCAUCAUUAUUACUUCAUAUACCAAAGCACUUUUUCAACCAUUUUCCAGGGACAGCUGCCUCAUCAUUAUUACUUCAUAUACCGAUGAACCUUUACAUUCAAAUACUUAAUUCACUGGACAGAAAUGAAAUGACUUGUACCAGCCUCCUCUUUACCUAUUUAUUUGCUUGACUUGAACCAACAUCAUUCAAUAUUGCUUUCUUAACGAUUCAAGU